UGAUCGUUCAUGAUUAGCUGGAGCUCUUCUUUUUCUUUUACCAGCAACUGGGUUGCUAGUUCCUUUUUUUCCAUCUGCACUUGAUGCUGCUUUUGCUCUCUCUUGAGCUUUUCUACCUGUUUCCUCUUGAGAUCUUCCAGCUCCCUCCUGUGCUCCUCCUGCAUCCUCUUUAGCUCCUCUCUGAUAUUUUCUCGCUCUAUUUUGGCUUCAUCACACUCUCUCCUGACAUUGCGUUGCUCCUGUUUGUUAUCUUCUCGCUCUUUCUCAAUGGCUCGGACUAAGUCAAGUUUACUCAUUUCAAGGUGUUCUGUCGAAGUCUCUGUUUUUGCAGACUGCAAGAGAGCCAGCAUGGCUUUGACUUCAGGCCUUUUCGUAGCGAUGUCAUGAAGGCACUGCUCUACUGCUUCAAUCAGACUCUCAUGACCCUUCACCACCUCACGCAACUCCUUUAGGAAGGGGUCUCGACGCUUUACUUCAGAGCGGAAAACAGGCUCCCCCUCCUCGGUUGAUUUUACGGGUAAAGGCUCAGGAAACUUUUGUAUCAAAGUGAAAAGGGCCAAAACACCAAAGGAGAACAUAUCAAGGGAUUUCUCAUACGUUUUUCCUUCUGAUUCAGGGGGCAUGUAGGAUGGAUUUCCUGGCCUCCUGGUUAGUUGAUUUUCUCCAUCAGGAAUGAGGCGGGCCAUGCCGAGAUCGGCUAUCUUGGCGACCAUCGCUGAAUUGAGGAGGACAUUUGGUGCGGUAAGAUCACGGUGAAUGAUGGGAGGAGUCUGAGCAUGAAGGAAAUGAAGACCCGAAGCUACAUCGUGAAGGAUGGAGAAUUUGAGACCAAGUGGAAUACUUGUGGGUGACUGGUCGAGCAUAGAAUGCAGAUCGAUAAAAAGCUUCUCUGUUGCCAGACCGAGGGUAGGGGUGCCUCGGACGACAAUCUCGCACACUCCGAGAAAUUGCACAAUGUGCGGAUGGCGCAAGCGGCUUAUCACUUUACACUCUCGGAGAAACUUAUCCUGUAUUAGUUCGGGGCUCUGCCAGUCUCUAUCCUGCCUUGAAAACACAUCGUGUACCCUUUUCACAGCGCAAACCGCCCCAGGAAUCACCGCCUCUAGUACCACGCCAUACGAACCCCUCCCUAGUUCAGGACGGUCGGUGAGCUUCACAGGGCACUGGAGUUGGACUGAUACCAGGUCGAAAUCGGGACCACCUCCAACGGACAUUUUACGGUGCGACGAACGAAGAUAGGCUAUGCCCGCUACUAGUAGAGACUGGGCGUUCCCCACAGGGUAUAUAGAAGGGGGCGAAACCUUAUAGAGCGCCUGCGCCAGCGCUAGUGUGCGCGUUCUCAAAUCGGGCAGCAUGGUCUAGCUAGCUACAUAGUUCUGUGUGGUUGCACGGGCUGCGACUGCUGCAGUUCCUGGCUCUGUGGCUGGGCUGCAGGAUUCACAGUCUGUCCGGCGACUCCCGCCGCCAGAGCGGCCGCCUGACUGUACAGAGCCUCCAGCUCCGCCCUGUUCUUGGCCUGGGCCGCGGCCAGCUCCGAGAUGUGCUGCGUGCACGAGUCGUUGACGCUCGAGAAGUCGUUGAGGAUUAGGAACUCUUUCAGAUCCGACACCAGCUUCGAUAGAUUUUCGGCCGCGCGAACCUAAAUGGGUUAGAGCUCUCUGUACGACUGAGAAAGGACAAGGACUAGUACGCUUACGAUGUUCGCUGCUCUAACUUCGAUUUCAUGCUCUACAUGAGCCACUUGCACCUCCGCGGCUUUCUGCUGCUCCUCUUCUGAUACCUACAAAACGCGUUGGUGCUUGCUUUUGAGCGUUCUGUGAAUGAAAGCCCGACCUUGGCUGCUUUGAGCAUUUCUCCAUAGUUCUCCAAUAUGGCCUUCACGUUUUCCCUCAGUUUUCUCGUGUAAGAAGAGAUGUGCCCCUGGUCUUUCUUCGCCGACAUUGUUAUGGUGGGCUCGUAUUAGAGAAAAACGCUCCGCGCAAAAAAAAUUUGACUGGACGUCCACGUGCGUUUCUCCCGUUCUCCCGGUCAGCUCGAGCGGGUGCGGUUGUGUUAAAGAUGCCGCCCAGACAGAAGGUAAAGCGGACAAAGAAGGUCGCCGCUGCGCCGUUCGUGGCCAAGCAGCCGCCAAAGAAAGAGGUGAACCCUCUCAUCGAGAAGAGACCCAGGAACUUUGGCAUCGGCGGUAACAUCCAGCCGAAGAGAGACCUGACGCGUUUCGUCAAGUGGCCAAAGUACAUUCGCCUCCAGAGACAGAAGCAGGUCCUCUACCAGCGGCUGAAGGUCCCUCCAUCUAUCAACCAGUUCACCCAGACCCUCGACAAACAGACAGCUACGCAGUUGUUCAAACUGCUGCACAAGUACCGGCCGGAGACAAAAGUACAGAAGAGAGAGCGACUGAGGGCCGUGGCGGUGAAGAAGAGCGAAGGUGGAGAUGUGACUCCCGGGAAGAAACCAAUCACCAUCAAGUAUGGGAUCAACCACAUCACAACUCUAGUGGAACAGAAAAAAGCACAACUGGUGGUCAUUGCUCACGAUGUCGACCCUAUUGAGAUUGUGGUGUUUCUUCCAGCUCUCUGUAGGAAGAUGGGUGUUCCAUACUGUAUCAUCAAGGGAAAGGCAAGACUAGGGACACUGGUGCACAAGAAGACAGCCACUGCUAUUGCAGUCACUCAAGUGAAAAAUGAGGAUAAGGGUAGUCUCAACACACUGCUAGAGGCGGUGAAGACCAACUACAACGAGAGGUAUGAUGAGAUCAGGAAGAGGUGGGGCGGAGGAGUCAUGGGGCGAAAGGCUCAGGACGCCAAGGCCAAGCAGGAUAAGAUCAAAAUGAGAGAAAUGGCGUCAAAGAUGACCGCAUAGGACGAGCUAGUGAUGCGUGUAUUAUAAUGUCACCUGUGUUGUACAGAGCAAAUUUUGACUGACAAAUUCAAGCUGAAAACAUAAA
Geodia barretti is the source of this 2947-nucleotide messenger RNA. The record is from the annotation of a GenBank genome assembly. Lineage: Eukaryota; Metazoa; Porifera; Demospongiae; Tetractinellida; Geodiidae.